AUGAAUUGUGUAAAUUGCAAUGCAAAAAUUCAAAACCCCGAUCCAAUUACUUAAUGUCCUCAUUGUAAUCAUCCAUAUUAAGAUUGGUAUUUCAGUUGUGAAAAUAGCAUACUCUUAGUUGAUAUGAUUCUUUGUAAAGUAAGUGCUUAUAGACAUUUACUAAUUAAUAGUUAAGUAAUCAUUUUUUUAUUUAACUUAAGUUUGCUCUAAUUCCAACCUCCAUUAUUUUAUUCAUCACUUAUAUACUUUUAGAACUUUUCUACAAAUAUUAAUCUAAUAUAUUACAUAAAUAAGAAUAAAAUUUUGAAGAUGUUUAAAAAUAAACUAUUUAUAUCACAUUAGCCCUCUUAUAAUAAAUUUUUACAAUAUACAUCAUCUCAUUAAUUAUAUUCAGAAAACUUUAACAUUAAUAACUCAUUACUGGUUUGAUUAUAUCCUAAUUUGGCAGAUUAGCUAUUAUUAUGUUUGUUAUUUGGGGUCAUUAGCCAUUCUACAAAUAGAUGGCUUCUCUUUCAAUCGUAUUGAGUGAAUGGACUACUAUAAGAUCUUUGUGUGAAUAAAAGAAUGAGUGGUUAAAAAGUGGCAUAGUCAUCAUUUUGACUGUACUUUUAAGAUAUUUUGUGAACAAUAGUAUCACAAUAUUAUGA
This is a messenger RNA of Paramecium sonneborni, 647 nucleotides long. The record is from the annotation of a GenBank genome assembly. Lineage: Eukaryota; Ciliophora; Oligohymenophorea; Peniculida; Parameciidae.